Pogona vitticeps (central bearded dragon) is the source of this 2295-nucleotide messenger RNA. RefSeq names its product radial spoke head protein 6 homolog A. NCBI's taxonomy places the organism in Eukaryota, Metazoa, Chordata, Lepidosauria, Squamata, Agamidae. Gene Ontology annotation, biological process: axoneme assembly; cilium assembly; cilium movement involved in cell motility. Gene Ontology annotation, cellular component: axoneme; radial spoke. The record is from RefSeq and is a predicted model, not a curated record.
UACCUUAGCAACGCCGCUACAGCUGCUGCUGGGAGCCAUUGCUGUAAAAAAGAGAGAAGUAAAAGCCACCGGCAGAGGAAAGGAGAGCUACAGACACUUUCCUUUGCCUUUCUGCCUGUGCCCCAACCCUGGUGGCCCAGCUCCAUGGCUGAGCCCCCUGGAGAACCCCCAGCACCCGAGAGUGGGGAGAACCCUGAGCAGCCCAGUCAGGGCCCUCCAAGCCAAGGCAGUUGGGUAUUUGCUGAGCAAGAUCCAGGCAUCCUAGGUCAAAAUGAAUCCGAGGAGCCACUGGAGCCAGGACGACCAAGGGGGAGCAUCUACCAGCCUGAGCAACCGAGACUGAGCAUCUAUGAGCAGCAAGAAGGGAGAGGCGCCCUGUAUCAACCUCCUCAAGCGAGAGGAGCCCUUUUCCAAACAAGGCCUGGCAUCCCAGACCCCAGGAGCGGUGUUUCUUGGCAGCAGCCCAUGGCCGGAGGGACCAUUCCUCACAAUGCCACAGGAAGUGGUGCACACUUGCCACCAGAGCACAUGCUGCCGUCAGGACCCAGAGGCAGCUUCCAUGGCCCCAUGGCAACAAGAAGUAGCCAAAUUCUGCAGUCAGAUCCUGGAGGGCAUGGGCCCUAUCAACCUCACGAACCUGGCUAUGGCCUUUAUCAAGUGGGAGUCAACUUGUAUGAAGAUCAGAUCCCAGAUCCAGGACCCAGGGCGCUGGCCAUAAAGAAUGCAAAAGCCUACCUUUUGAAGACAAGUGUCAAAACGGGAGUGAGCUUGUAUGAUCAUCUUGCUGAAAUGUUGGCCAAGAUUCUGGAUGAACGGCCUGAAAACCCAGCUGAUAUAAUUGAGAACAUUAGUAAGGAUGUGAAAUGUGCUCGGUUCCAGAAGAAACUGGACACUCUACGAGAUGAGUAUGAGAAACAUCCAACAUUUGAGCUGGCUGAAAUGUAUAAGACACUUUUCCAGAAGGGUGGUGGAGAUGGAACAGAGCAAGAUCUAGAAGAAGAGGCGCCAGAAACUCCUCUACCCAAUGUAAUGGAGACAGCCUUCUAUUUUGAACAAGCUGGAAUCGGUUUGAGCUUGGAAGAGUAUUACCAUAUAUUCCUUGCCCUCAAGCAGUUGGUCACCACACAUCCUAUCCAAACCUGUCGCUUCUGGGGCAAAAUCCUAGGCGUUGAAGCAAACUACAUUGUAGCUGAAGUGGAGUUCCGUGAGGGAGAGGAGGAGGAAGAAGUGGAGGAGGAAGAAAUAAUUGAGGAGGGGUUGAAAGAGGGGAGUGAAGUCAGGGAUGAAGAGGAAGAUGAAGACGAGGAAAAAGAUGAGCCACCAAAGCCCAACUACAAGCCACCACCAGUAAUACCAAAAGAAGAAAAUCGGACUGGUGCUAAUAAAUAUACUUAUUUUGUUUGCAAUGAACCUGGAAAACCCUGGGUCAGAUUACCCCCAGUGACCCCUGCACACAUAGUUAAUGCCAGGAAAAUCAAGAAGUUCUUCACUGGGAAGCUGGAUGCUCCCAUUGUCAGCUACCCACCUUUCCCAGGCAACGAAUCCAAUUACCUGCGGGCACAGAUCGCUCGCAUUUCGGCAGCAACCCAGAUCAGUCCGUUGGGCUUUUAUCAGUUUGGAGAAGAAGAGGGGGAUGAAGAGGAGGAAGGAGGAGCUGGAAGAGACACAUAUGAAGAGAAUCCUGACUUUGAACCUAUUUCUGUGUUAGAAAUGGUGGACUCUCUUUCCAACUGGGUGCACCAUGUGCAGAAUAUUCUAAUGCAGGGGCGCUGCACCUGGGUUAAUCCCUUUCAGAAAUCAGAGGAGGAGGAGGAAGAAGAUGAGGAGGAAGAGAAACCGGAUGAACAAGAGGAGUCUCAAGAAGUUGGACCUCCACUUCUCACACCACUAUCUGAAGAUGCAGACAUUCAGAACAUUCCUCCAUGGUCAGCUGAGGCAUCAACAAAUUUAAUUCCUCAGUAUGCCCUUGCAGUUCUUCAAGCUAACUUGUGGCCUGGAGCAUAUGCCUUUGCUAUUGGAAGGAGAUUUGAUAAUAUCUACAUUGGCUGGGGUCACAAAUACAGUCCAGAUAAUUACAGCCCUCCAUUACCACCUCCAGUGCAGAGUGAAUACCCUAGUGGACCCGAAAUCGCAGAAACAACCGACCCAACUGUAGAAGAAGAACUUGCCCUCAAGGCUGCACAAGAGGAGGCACUGGCAGCUGAAGAAAUGGAAGAACUGGAAGAGGAUGAGGAUGAGGAUGAGGAUGAUUAGUCUCCAAAGAGCUAGCUUAUCUACGUUUUUUCUAAGUCUUUU